AAACCAGGGUUACCAUUACCUUGAAGGAAACCCCUUCCCUCCUGCGCCGCUAGGUGGAAACAACGAGCUUUUGACCGACAAGACUGCGCGGAAACGGCCACGAGGAAGAAGCCGCAGCGUCCAUUUCCUCUUCCGGGUCCGGGACAAACAAACGUCGUGUGAACGGCGCGACCAAACUGAAACUUUUACAGAAAACUUACCAGGUCUGAGUGUUUCACGUGUUUUCAACGUCAUACUUUGUGUUCGACGUAAACAACGAUUGGAAGAUGUCUCUUCCUAAACGGGAGGUCGAGGAGAUGAGGCCAUGGGUGGAGCGGACUGUAAAGAAGGUCCUGGGUUUCUCAGAGCCCACUGUGGUUACUGCUGCUUUGCACUGUGUUGGAAAAGGACUGGACAAAAGGAAGACCGCGGACCAGCUACGUCCCUUCCUUGAUGACUCUGCUGGAGGUUUUGUGGAGUGUCUUUUUGAAGCUUUGGAGGAAAGCCGCAGUUCACGUGGCAACAAAGGAGCAGGAGAAAAGCACCGCAAGAGAGACCUCAAGGAUGUUUUUGGUGAUGAGACUGAAAUUGGUGUCGUACGAGAAACUCCAGAGAUAAAAGAAGUGGUGGCACCAAAGAGAAAACGGGUUCCUCGCUUCGAGGAGGUAGAGGAACCUGAGGUCAUACCUUGUCCUCCAUCUGAGAGCCCUGGCAUGCUCACCAAAAUGCAGAUAAAACAGAUGAUGGAAGCCGCUACAAAACAGAUUGAAGAGAGGAAGAAACAAUUGAGCUUUUCCUCUUCAGUCCCUGCAGCACAAUCACAGAUGGAAAUCCCUCAAAUCUCACGGCUUCUCGGCACAGCCGCUGCUGCAGGCGGAGGUGGUGCCUCAUCUAUCGCUCCGUCCCAGGCUGCCAGUUUUAUGAAUGAUGCUAUCGAGAAGGCCCGCAAGGCUGCUGAGCUUCAGGCCCGCAUCCAGUCCCAAUUAGCCAUGAAACCUGGUAUCCUCGGAGCCCUGGGGAACGCUGGGCCCCACAACCUAGUGGCACUAGCUAAUUUACACGCUAUGGGAAUUGCCCCACCGAAAGUUGAAAUCAGGGAGGUGAACAAGCCAACCCCUCUUAUUCUGGAUGACAAGGGAAGAACUGUGGAUGCUAGUGGCAAAGAGGUUGAACUCACACACCGCAUGCCAACACUGAAAGCUAACAUUCGAGCGGUAAAGAGGGAGCAGUUCCGUCAGCAGCUGAAGGAGAAGCCUGGGGAGGACUUGGAGUCCACAUCCUACUUCGACCAACGUGUGUCUAUUACACCAGCUCAGCGCCUUCGCAGGGGCUUCAAAUUCCAUGACCAAGGGCGCUUUGAGAAGAUUGCUCAGAGAAUAAGAACUAAGGCCCAGUUGGAAAGGUUGCAGAAUGAGAUUGCCCAGGCAGCAAAGAAGACAGGAAUCCAGGCUUCCACCAAGUUGGCACUGAUUGCCCCUAAGAAAGUAAUUGGAGACGGCUCGGUGCCCCACAUUGAGUGGUGGGACUCCUACAUCCUGCCCUACAACGUAGACAUAUCAGUCGACACAUCAUUUGAAGAGUUGGAGCUCUUUGGUGUGACCAAUCUGGUAGAACAUCCUGCCCAAAUCAGCCCUCCAGUUGACACAGAUAAGCCAGUAACGCUGGGCGUUUACCUGACAAAGAAAGAACAGAAGAAACUAAGAAGACAGACACGUAGGGAGGGACAAAAAGAAGUCCAAGAGAAGGUUCGUCUGGGACUGAUGCCUCCACCAGAACCCAAAGUACGCAUCUCUAACCUGAUGAGAGUGCUGGGGACGGAGGCCGUUCAGGACCCCACGAAGGUGGAGGCCCACGUCAGAGCGCAGAUGGCCAAGAGACAGAAGGUUCAUGAGGAUGCCAAUGCAGCCCGCAAGCUCACAGCGGAGCAGAGGAAAGAGAAGAACGUCAAGAGGCUAAAAGAAGACCUCAGUGAUGGUGUUCACAUUGCAGUGUACAGGAUCCGUAACCUGCACAACCCUGCUAAGAAGUUUAAAGUGGAGGCCAAUGCCAACCAGCUCUACCUGACAGGCACUGUAGUUCUGCACAGAGAUGUCAACCUUGUUGUGGUGGAGGGAGGCCCUAAAUCCCAGAAAAAGUUCAAGAAGCUGAUGUUGCAUAGAAUCAAAUGGGAGGAACACAACAGUAAAAGAGAUGAUCCAGAUGCCGAUGAUGAUACAAAGCGGAACAACAAGUGCUGGUUAAUUUGGAACGGCACAGCUAAAGAGCGAAAUUUUGGGGAGAUGAAGUUCAAGCAGUGCCCGACAGAGAACAUGGCCAGAGAACACUUCAAGAAACACGGCACAGAACACUACUGGGAUCUAGCUCUCAGCAAGAGUGUGUUGGACAACCCAGAUGACUGAAACCUCAAAUAACUCCCCCUUCUACACGAUUCACACCCUCACAGCCAUGUGGUCCUCACUACUGACUGGCUGCCUUUAACUGAGGACUGACCGACAUAAUCAAGAGACUUGAACAUAGAAAAGGAGGAACAAUAAAACUGUGUGGAUGCUUUUGCAAGAAUGUGUGUGUGUCUGUAUGCCGGUGUCAGUGUUCAUCAUUUUGUUGGUAGGCUAUUUUGUCAUAUUACAAUAUGACAGGUUGCACUGUGAUGUAAAUCACUUCCCCAAAGCUGUUUGUGAUGUCUAGACUCUUGUGUCGAAAACCACAUGAUAAUAAACCAUGUAUGAGUAAAAGUAGUGAAUAAUAAAUGCCCCAUCAGUGAAUGGCCACAUGUUUAAACCCA
Cyclopterus lumpus (lumpfish) is the source of this 2761-nucleotide messenger RNA. RefSeq names its product PRP3 pre-mRNA processing factor 3 homolog (yeast) (gene prpf3). The transcript has 17 exons. Lineage: Eukaryota; Metazoa; Chordata; Actinopteri; Perciformes; Cyclopteridae. The record is from RefSeq and is a predicted model, not a curated record. The coding region runs from base 267 to 2378 and encodes 703 amino acids. Gene Ontology annotation, cellular component: U4/U6 x U5 tri-snRNP complex. Gene Ontology annotation, biological process: mRNA splicing, via spliceosome.